ACAACGUGGAAGACCUGCAGCAAACAUGGUGCUCGACUUGGACCUGUUCCGGACAGACAAAGGCGGAGACCCCGAAGCCGUCCGCGAGAUCCAGAGGAAGCGGUUCAAAGAUGUCUCACUCGUGGACAAACUGGUGGCUGCGGACACGGAGUGGAGGAAAUGUCGCUUCAAUUCAGACAACCUCAACAAGAUGAAGAACCUGUGUAGCAAGAGCAUUGGGGAGAAAAUGAAGAAGAAGGAGCAUGUUGGGGAGGACGAGGCUGUACCUGAAGAAGCACAGAACCUUGAGUCCCUAACAGCUGAAACACUAUCGGCCCUGACAGUAACCCAGAUCAAAAAGGUGCGUGUGUUGGUGGACGAGGCGAUGGAGAAAGCUGAUGGUGAGAGGAUAAGGCUGGAGGCGGAGCGCUUUGAGUACCAGAGGGAGGUCGGCAAUGUUUUGCACCCAUCGGUGCCCAUCAGCAAUGACGAGGAUGCAGACAACAGGGUAGAGCGCACCUGGGGCGACUGCACUGUCCAGAAGAAGUACUCCCAUGUGGACCUGGUGGUCAUGAUCGAUGGUUUUGAGGGCGAGAAGGGAGCUGUUGUGGCCGGCAGCAGAGGUUACUUUUUGAAGGGCCCUCUGGUUUUCCUGGAGCAGGCUCUGAUCAACUACGCCUUAAGGAUCCUGUACAGCAAGAGUUAUACAAUGCUCUACACACCCUUCUUCAUGAGGAAAGAGGUCAUGCAGGAAGUCGCCCAGCUCAGCCAGUUUGACGAUGAGCUUUACAAGGUCAUCGGUAAAGGCAGUGAGAAGUCAGACGACAACUCCAUAGAUGAGAAGUACCUCAUUGCCACCUCUGAGCAGCCCAUCGCAGCCUUCCUGAGGGACGAGUGGCUGAAACCCGAGGACCUGCCCAUCCGCUACGCCGGCUUCUCCACCUGCUUCAGACAGGAAGUGGGCUCCCAUGGCCGAGACACCCGCGGGAUCUUCAGGGUGCACCAGUUUGAAAAGAUUGAGCAGUUUGUGUAUGCCUCCCCACAUGAUAACAAAUCAUGGGAGAUGUUUGAUGAGAUGAUCGGGACGGCAGAGGAGUUCUACCAGACGCUAGGAAUUCCUUAUCGCAUCGUCAAUAUAGUCUCUGGUGCCUUGAAUCAUGCAGCAAGUAAGAAGCUGGAUCUGGAGGCCUGGUUCCCUGGUGGCUUGGGCGCUUUCAGAGAGCUGGUCUCCUGCUCAAACUGCACUGACUACCAGGCCAGGCGCCUCCGCAUCCGCUACGGACAGACCAAGAAGAUGAUGGACAAGGCAGAGUAUGUGCACAUGUUGAAUGCCACCAUGUGCGCGACCACUCGAGUGAUGUGUGCCAUCCUGGAGAAUUACCAAACCGAUGAAGGCAUCAUUAUUCCAGAGAAGCUCAAGGACUUCAUGCCCCCAGGUUUGACAGAGAUCAUCAAGUUUGUCAAGCCUGCUCCUAUUGAUCAGGAGAUGUCUAAAAAAGCAAAGAAAAAUCAGGAAGGAGGAGCAGGAGGCAAGAAGAAGAAGCAGGGUGGAGGAGACCAGAACCUGCCUAACGCCAUGGAGAGCAUGUCUGUCAACGACUCAUAGGCUCCACUACACAACAGCUUUGUUGCUUCACCAACCUCACAGAUAGAAACUGAUGGACUAGAGCCGAGUCAGCGAUGACGUUUCUCCCAAACUUUGAUAGUGGUUAAAAAAUGGAGAAGUGAAUCUCCCAGGCUGGCACUUGAUAUUACUGAAGGUGUGGCUCUAUCCCAUCUGUGUCUAUCUACCAGGAUGGUGUUCUUUUCAUCUCGGCUGUUCCUCUCAUUCUCUCAAGAAGGGAUUGCUCUGUGCUGUCACCCAUCCACAGUCCACUACACCACCUGUCUCUUCACUUCUCUCACAUCUGCAGCAUUUGAGCCUAAUACAAACAGAUACAACUUCCCUCCGAGGGGACAGAGCAUGCUCGUGUAUGCACAUCCAGCAGGGACAUUUCUGGCAGAUGAACUGUUGAUUGUUCACAGGCACACAGGGUUGUUUUCCAGCUGUGUUUUGGGUUCUGUUCUUAUCAUUAAAAAGUGUGGUUUCCAAAUGUUUUGGUGGUUUGUACAACUGAUCUUUUACUGUCUGGAAUCAUCAUUCAUCAGCUUUUAUUGAGACUAAAUCUUGCAACUCUUCUGUGGUGACUUCAGGUCUGAAAUGGAUUUAAAGUUGGAAAGAGAAAUCAAAACAGGUAUUUAUAAUGUCUGCGGCUUCCCUUCAUGCUGUCUCUGACCACAAUCACAAUUCUCAACUUGCUUGAUGUCACUGUUGACCAUUAUGCUGCUCUCGAGCUAAUGAUUAAGACUGACAUUAAAUCUACUUGCAAAUAUAAAGAUAUAUCUAUGAUUGAACAUUGACAAAGUGGCACUCACUGUAAACAAAUAAAUACAGGUGAUACAGAA
Molecule: messenger RNA, 2424 nt
Organism: Limanda limanda (common dab)
Lineage: Eukaryota; Metazoa; Chordata; Actinopteri; Pleuronectiformes; Pleuronectidae
Gene: sars1
Product: seryl-tRNA synthetase 1
Exons: 11
Coding region: 26-1585 (519 amino acids)
Biological process (GO): seryl-tRNA aminoacylation
Cellular component (GO): cytosol
Molecular function (GO): tRNA binding; serine-tRNA ligase activity; ATP binding
Source: RefSeq, a predicted model, not a curated record